This is a messenger RNA of Bursaphelenchus okinawaensis, 1169 nucleotides long. Lineage: Eukaryota; Metazoa; Nematoda; Chromadorea; Rhabditida; Aphelenchoididae. The record is from the annotation of a GenBank genome assembly.
AUGCACAACAUCUUUCGGGUACCAUUCCACUCAGCAAGGUUAUGCAGUCGUUAUCUGAGACGCUCAGGGAUUUUAGCCCAGAUCAGCGCCAUUGCUCAUGAACAAGAGGCUCGACGAGGUCUAUCCACUAGUGCAAUAUUGGAAAAGGUUCAUAAACAAAAGAAACAAAAAGGACAGGUAAGCAAUUAGUUAUGUUUUCAAUAUUUAGACAUUUUUAAGGGUCAUACAUUGCCUUUGGUCAGUGACAAUCUCCAAUUCGAGGAGUACGACUGCGCUUUGUCUGAGAUGAGGUCACUUGAAGCUCGAUUAGAAGACGAGCUUCAACGACACUUCAGCACGAAGGUAGAUCUUCGUCAGUACGAGGAUUUGAGGGUACCAAUCUCAGGAACGGAUGAAGUGCAUCGACUGGGAAAUUUGGGGCGAGUUACGAUGAAAAAUCCGCAAAUGAUCAUGAUCAAUUUUGCUGACAAGCCCACGGCCAUAAAAGAUGCAAAGGUUGCGUUGCAAAAGAGCGCAUUGAAUGUGAAUCCUCAACACGAAGGUAAGAAAUAGUCUGUUUUAUGUUUCUGACAAGUUUAAAAGUUAUGGAUUGUUUUAGGCAGACAGUCAAGGGUAAUAUAAAUUUUGAUUUUUUUUUGAUCAUAACUCAACGAAAAUUGUUUCUAUAGGCUUGAAAUUUAAUUUUUAGUUAAUGAAGAAUAUUUUAAAUGAUUUAAAUUAUAUCUUUUGCAGGAAUCAUGUUGUACAUACCUGUUCCAAGGAUGACGAAGGAAAGGCGAGAGCAAUUGGCGAAAGAUGCCAGAACUUUGGUGUUGAAUGAUUAUAAGAAGGCAAUUAAUGAUGUAAGCUUUAUUAUACUUUUCUUCAUCUAGUGUUGAGGUUUUGUAUUUAUAUUUUUUUAAAUAUUUGAGUUUUGUCAAGACUUGACCAACCUACUAAAGCAUCUUGCUUAAUAUCGGUAAACUCUCUAAAACAACGGUUUAUAGUUUAAAUUCAAUAUGUAUUUUUAGGUAUAUGUUAAAAGCGACAAAAAGGCAUCAACAACGAAAGAAUUGGACAAGGCGAAGUUGAAACGCGCAGCUCUACUUAACUUAAAACAUCAAUAUGAGAAACGAGCAGCCGCUUUGAUCGAAGAGAAACAGAAGCAGAUCCUUCAAGAAGUGGCUUAA